AUGCCCAACGAAACCAAGCAGGCCUCUGUAUCCACCAGUGUCGACGACAAUACAACCCCUACAGCAGUCACUACAAUCUUAGCAGAUGACGAUGUCCCGAGGACGUCCACAGGGAACGCUGACGAGCAGGUCAUAGUGGCACUGGGGUAUAAGCAGGAAUUCAAGCGGGAGUUUUCACUAUGGACGACGUUUUGUGUGAGUUUUGCGGUGUUGGGAUUGCUGCCGUCGUUCGGGAGUACCUUAGCUUAUGGGAUGGGAUAUGCUGGCACGGCAGGAAUGGUCUGGGGAUGGAUUAUUGCCAUGGUUUUCAUCCAGUGUAUUGCCAUGGCUAUGGCGGAGCUUUGCUCGGCAAUGCCUACUAGUGGCGGACUGUACUAUGCAGCAGCUGUCUUAGCACCACCUGAAUACGGACCAUUUGCAGCGUGGAUUGUCGGCUGGUCGAACUGGAUCGGACAGGUCACAGCCGCGCCGUCAGUGAACUAUUCCCUAGCUGCGAUGAUUCUGGCCGCGGUAUCAAUCGAGAAUCCAAGCUAUGAACCGACGAAAUGGCAUACGUUCCUGCUGACAGCAUUGCUGUUGGGCGUACACGCGGGCAUAAGCAGCAUGCCAACGCGCUGGAUUGCAAAUUUCAACUCAUACGGUUCGACGUUCAACCUACUAGCUCUGAUUUCCGUCUUGAUUACAAUUCCCGUGCAGAUAGCCACAGACGACAGUGACAGGAGGCCAUGGGGGUUUAAUCCCUCAUCCGACGUCUGGGGCAACAUAAACAACCGCACUGACUGGCCCGACGGCAUUGCAGUGCUAAUGACCUUCGUCGGUGUCAUCUGGACAAUGGCGGGUUACGACUCCCCUUUCCAUUUAAGUGAAGAAUGCUCGAAUGCCAGUAUCGCCGCACCACGCGCCAUCGUAAUGACCUCUGCCAUUGGUGGGGUGUUAGGAUGGCUCCUCCAACUCGUCGUCGCAUACACAGUCCAUGACAUCGAGGCCGUAAUGAACUCCUCGCUAGGCCAACCUUGGGCCUCGUAUCUGCUCCAAGUCCUUCCCCGCAAAACGGCAAUAACCCUCCUCUCUUUAACCAUUAUCUGCGGCUUCUCAAUGGGCCAGGGCUGCAUGGUCGCUGCAUCACGCGUGACGUACGCCUACGCACGAGACGACUGCUUCCCCCUUUCGCGCAUCUGGAAGCGCGUAAACACAAAAACCCAAACCCCCGUAAACGCAGUCCUCCUCAACGCCUCUCUCGGAGUCCUUAUGAGUCUCCUCAUGCUAGCAGGCUCAGUGGCUAUCGGCGCAUUGUUCAGUAUCGGCGCAAUCGCCCAAUUCGUUGCUUUCGGAAUCCCCAUUGCUAUCCGCGUGUUCUUUGUGGGUGACAGGUUUCGACGGGGUCCGUGGGAUCUGGGACCUACUUGGCUGGGGAGGAUGGUUGGUGGGGUUGGGGUGAGUUUUGUGGUGCUGAUGGUGCCGGUUUUGUGUCUACCUCAGGUUCAGGGGGAGCGGUUGACGCCGCAGUUGAUGAAUUGGACGUGUUUGGUGUAUGGGGGGCCGAUGUUGGGGGUCGUGAUUUGGUGGGUGGUUGAUGCAAGGAGGUGGUUUAGGGGGCCGAAGGUGAAUGUUGAGCAUGUUUAUGGGGAGAGUGGUGAGUUAGCAAGUGGUAGCUAUACAGAGUAA
This is a messenger RNA of Aspergillus ruber CBS 135680, 1665 nucleotides long. Its product is annotated as amino acid permease. Gene Ontology annotation, molecular function: transmembrane transporter activity. Gene Ontology annotation, cellular component: membrane. NCBI's taxonomy places the organism in Eukaryota, Fungi, Ascomycota, Eurotiomycetes, Eurotiales, Aspergillaceae. Gene Ontology annotation, biological process: transmembrane transport. The transcript has 3 exons. The coding region runs from base 1 to 1665 and encodes 554 amino acids. The record is from RefSeq and is a predicted model, not a curated record.